AAAAACUCCAACCAUAGUUUGCUGGCGGUGCUGCAAUUUUCCUAACUUUCCACCCAAACCGACCGGGAUGCUAAAACUAACUUUCGACCGAACUGCCAACGGUGGUGCGCCUAUACGAAAUUUUGAAGCUUGUCAGUGCCAUCAUUUCAAGGUAUCGAAUAAGAAAUUCGCCACCCAGCGUGUAUAGGAUGUUGCAUAUUCGUACAAUUCCUUGGCACAAAACCGCAAUUCAACUAAUAGGCUGAGUAUCGAAACAGUAAUGUGCGGAAUAGACUUUGUUCAAAAGGCACACCAAAACUACUUGCAAUGAGAUGUCGAUUGGGUGACGUGGUGUGUUGACGGGCAUCAUUUUUACUGAUCAUCGCCACCUAACCACCGUUCGAAGCAAAACUCCAACUUUCAACAUAAGUUGGUAGCUGCGUCAUGUUAAUUACAGCAAAUCGGAAUUAAUCCAUUCAUUGCUUCCGAAUACUUUACCUUCUGUACAUCACAUUGAAAGUAAUCUUGCACUUUACAUUCUCAAGGCUUAAAAAUGCAAUCUAACGACGAAACUAGUGUACCGGUAACAGAACUUACAUCGAUGUGCCAAACGAAACAGGACGUAGAUCAAACCAAAGAUGCACAUUAUUCGGGGGACCCUUUUGUUUUCCCUCCAUUUUCAUACCACGAUACGCGCAACCCAGACCGCAAUGUAAUGAAAACGGUUCACAACGUUUGUCAUCGUGGCACGCGUAAUCAUCGUGGCAAUAAUGUACACUUUUCUAUGGGAGUGUACGAAAAUGAGGCAUCGCCUAAAGCUCACUGCUACACACCGUACGGGCGAAUGCGCCCAUACUUCAUACCGCAUCGAACGCGCACCAAGAGUGAAAGUUCCGACCCAUCGAACUUGGUGCAAUCGAUCGUGCAUGAAACUGCCAGUACGAGCAGUACUAAUUCAGCCACCUCCACCAUCGUGUCUAGUGCGGGUGUGUCAUCCAUACUGAUGGAAACCUGCGAACCUACGGCGGCAAUGAUGGAUGUAUCGAUCAAUGCACCGGGACACGGUGCAGUCAGGUAUUGGAAUCCGGUAGUGGUGUUGAAGAAGGCACGCUCCCUGGAGAAUGUCCGCGUGGAUAACUCGCUCGAGGGUUCACAACAUUCACACGAGAUGGAGUUCGUAUCUAGUCGCAUACAGAAGCUAAUGGUGCAGGAGUAGAGUAGCUACGCAAAAUCAUGUUACCCACGCAAAUAUUGCGCUUUGCAUGACAUCAAACCCUAAGAUAGACUCAGAUAAACAUAGCAAUUCGAUGAAACUGACCGUACGAUCCAGUAGAAACCAGUACAGAGAAGGAGCCAGACACGUGUCGUGCAAAGCGGUGUUUAAAAUAACACCGGUUAAAAUACCGGAGAUCUUAAUUUUUUAAUUGUAGACGAGGGUAAAGGAAUCUUUUUGUUUUUGCUUUUUUAAUAAUGAUAAGGCUGUUUUCAAACUGUGUUCCCAGUAUACUAUGAAUACAUUUUUUUUUUCCAUAUA
Anopheles moucheti is the source of this 1513-nucleotide messenger RNA. RefSeq lists its product as uncharacterized. Lineage: Eukaryota; Metazoa; Arthropoda; Insecta; Diptera; Culicidae. The transcript is spliced from 5 exons. The record is from RefSeq and is a predicted model, not a curated record. The coding region runs from base 533 to 1195 and encodes 220 amino acids.